AUGGAAAGACAUCAGAAUCACAUGCAUGCGUUUAGUUUUGGAAGGGCAGGGGAAAAUCACGGCAAUAGAUACUAUAUGACAAACAAUAUAUGCGAUAAGACAACACUCGACAGCAUACCUAGGAAGGUGCAGAACGUAUAUCUCAAACCUGAUUCUCUAAUCGUAUAUUAAUUGCCGCUAUAGGUACCAUCUACAGUUUAGUGGAGAUGGCCAAUAAUUCAGGACACAAUGGUGUCGUACCUGGGUCUGUCAAAUCUGAACCUGUCGAGACACAAUUUAUGCUCGGCGACAAUGCCGUGAGCCACUAUGUGUGCUGGUGGAAGGACUGCCUGCGCAUAUUCAUGACUUCCGAGGAUUUAGUAGGGCACGUACAGGGACAUGCAGGGAAGUGGCCGUAUGUGUGCCACUGGCAAGAGUGCGAUGCCAACUAUGGGAAUAUGAGAUCACUGGAAGCACACAUCAUCUUCCGACACACAAACAACACGCAGGCAUUGCCGAGCGCUUUCCCAGCCGCAUUCCCUCGCGCAUAUCCAUGUCCGGAGUGUGAUGGGAUCUUCCCCAAUCAGAUUGCGCUCACCAAGCACGCGCAGUUGCACAAGCUGGUGAAGGUAGAGGUACAGCACCACGAUCCUGUGGAUAUGUACUCACGACGCAUGCCUGUUGUCAAUGAUAACACGCGUGAAGGCACGCGAUACACGACGAAUUGGUUAGAUCAUUCGCUCGAGGGUGGAGAGGGAUAUUCUGACAGCGAGGAUGAAGAUGCGACGCGGACUAAGGCUACAGUGGUAAAGGAAGUGACUUCGAAUACGAGUAAGAAGUCACGGAGGAAUGGUCAAUACGCAGAAGUAGCGAGUAUGAAUGGAGCAGGUGCCAAUGCACAUCACAAAAAGUCUAAGAAAUCUCAUGAAGUGGUAGAUAAAGAUCAUCAACCAUCCACGAAGAGUGCUAGUAGUGCGAUUACUAGUACGGGCACAAGUAAGAAGGUCCGCAGAGAGAAGGAUCAGGCUGAGCAUCAGCAAGUGGUACGUCACACUGCAGUGCACAAGUGCAUAACGUGUUGGUCCGAAUUCCCAAGUGAACAAUAUCUGAAGCUGCACAUACGGGGAAUGCACAAGAAGUCGGAUAAGCUUUAUCCCUGCACAUACGAACAUUGCACUAUGGGCUUCAAUCAGUCUUCGAAGCUAAUACCCCAUUUGGGUUUGCACGAUGCGAAACUUAUAGAUGAGUUCGGAAAACGCAUAGGAGCAGAGCAGAGCAGCACUAAUGUGUCGAAGACUAACACUAUCAGAAAACCGGCGAGGGAGGGUAGGACUAAACGUUCGAAAACAAGCACAGAUAGCACGGCUAUUGCGCGUAAGAGUAAGAAGGCGAAGGCUUUGCCACGAGAAUACGACGGUUACGAUUCAGAUCCGCCGGAGUUAUGUAUGUGUGAAAUUAAAGGGUGCUGCAAAACGUUUAAAACGGAAAAGGGUCUCCAGAUCCAUUACGGUAUGGUGCAUGGAGGGAUGCGCACUAUUACUACACAGGGACACACACGUAAGAGUGUACGCACUACAAAGCCAGCCAAAUCAACUCCACAAUGCAUUGAAGCGUAUGAACCACCGGGGAGUGAAGAUAGAUACCCCUCCGAUAUUCAGACGAAUAUACCCAGUCGGAGAGAUAGGAAGAUUGCUUUGGAGAAGCAAGCGCAAAUAGGGCGUGAGGACGAGAGAGGGCAAUUUAGUAAACAUUUAGUCACCGCACCACGUGUAGGCAAGCAGCCGCAGGAUAGCUCGAAGAAGGACGGUGGUAGGGAACAGAGAGAAGUAAGCACAUAUGUAAACAAAAUACCUGAACACAUCUGCGAAGAAUGUGGCGAGGCAUUCUACAAGGACGACAUCCUGCGAAUGCACAUGCGCAUGCAUCUAAAGGACACUAAGCUGUACGAGUGUCUGUACAAAGCUGACGGGUGCACCCACUCUUAUGACACAUCCAAGGAGCUCUUUCGACAUCUCGCCACACACUGCCCAGAGCAGAUCAUUGACAUAAGUUCAGACAGUGACUCUUCUCCGCGCCUCAUAGCCCGCACAACGCAGACUCCUGGUUCUAAGAAGUCUCGAAAUAGUCAAAGAGCAAUAGCAAGGAGGAAGGCAACAAGCUCUAGUGCGAACGACAUAGCUUCUGCGGGCCAGCGAAGCUAUCGAGGACGCAAUCGUUGAGUGCAUCAACACGUCGACGAAGGAGAGGUAGAAAGUGGAAGCGAAUCGCGGGCUUCACGGUUCGAGGUUUUGCAGAUGAAAUACACUAUACUCGAAACUUGAGCAUGGCAGACGUCAUAGAACGCAGCCGUUUAUUUUGAGAAGUAGUCAU
Molecule: messenger RNA, 2349 nt
Organism: Sphaeroforma arctica JP610
Lineage: Eukaryota; Ichthyosporea; Ichthyophonida
Exons: 2
Coding region: 207-2198 (663 amino acids)
Biological process (GO): regulation of transcription by RNA polymerase II
Cellular component (GO): nucleus
Molecular function (GO): RNA polymerase II cis-regulatory region sequence-specific DNA binding; DNA-binding transcription factor activity, RNA polymerase II-specific
Source: RefSeq, a predicted model, not a curated record